Prorocentrum cordatum is the source of this 429-nucleotide messenger RNA. NCBI's taxonomy places the organism in Eukaryota, Dinophyceae, Prorocentrales, Prorocentraceae. The record is from the annotation of a GenBank genome assembly.
AUGUGCGAGGUCCACUGCCGGCGCCCCUGCGCGAAGGUGCUCUUCCCGGAGGGCCACGCGCUGUUCCUGGGCGCGUGGCCGUCCGGGCCGCGGGGGGUGCUGGUGGACGAGGACGGCGACGCCCACAGGUUCGAGCUGCGCGACGCCAUGCCCCAGUGCGGCCACAACUGUCCAGCCGCUGGUGGGACCUCCGAGGUGACGCUAGACCUGGACGACCUCGGUCCCGCGCCGCCCGCGGUGAAGAUGCGCCGCGGGUUGGGGGGCUGGGGCUUCGUGGUGGCGGAGAGGGACGAGGCCCGCCCCGGGCCGCGAGGGGCGAACGCCUCCGCACGGUCAGGGCGUCGGAAGCAGGGCCGCGUUGGGCUCGGGAGGGGCUCGGGUCUUCGGGCUCCGCCCCCCUUCCAGGCCUCCCGGGUGGGGUCGGAGUAA